AACCCUAGCAAGACAGUGACUACUUACUUACUGGAUUGCAAUGAUUAGAAUGUAAGUCAGUAGGUACUUAAUAUUAAUUAUUAUAAGUAAUAUUAAUUAAAAACUUGUCAAAUUCCUGUAAAUUCUAGAAUAUAAUAUAAAGUUAAGUCAAAUUCUUUGAUUCAGUUUAUGAACACGUUUGAUUCAAACUUCGAACAAUGUCUUGCCCGCUAAAAAAGCUAUACGGGCUGGGCAAAGCUCAAUUGUUAUCGAGUAUGUCCCAAUGAUCACACCUAGUUAGAUUGAGUAAAAAAAUCUGCCCCAUCCAUUCUCCGCCCAAAUAUGCAAGCUCCGCCUCCCUGAAACAGUACAAACGCCCGGCUCGCGCGCAUCGUUCACGGCUUUCAGGACUUAUCAGUUGUGUUGGGCUCCAGACAGGCGCUUCUAUGACCAUUGCAGUUUUUCAUUAUUGUGAAAAAUUUAAUGCCUUGAAUUAUUUGUGAAAAUGGAAUAUUUGAAAACGAAUUUUUUGACACAAAUCGACGACAGUGGGUACCAAAUGGAUUAUUUUGAACCCCCAAUUUGUCCUUACGAUGGACCAACAAAUCAUCAAGAUAUAUUCAACCAAGGAUAUUUCCCUGUGCUGUGUGACUAUAGAGUCAUGGAUAGGCAUGGUUUUGAGAUCCCUGGACUUCCUCCGAACCAAAGCGAGUGGGCGGAAUGGAGUGGUUCCAACCAACUUUUGGUGAAGGAAGAAAACGAUCGAGAAACAAUAGCGACCACAUCUAGUAUCAGCGAAGAAGAAAUUCGUUCGCCGACGGGCGGGCGCAAGGAGCGCACGGCGUUCACAAAGACCCAGAUUCGAAGUCUAGAAGAAGAGUUCGCACGAGCCAACUACCUCACCAGACUUCGGAGAUACGAAAUUGCUGUGGCUUUGCAUUUGACUGAGCGACAGGUGAAAGUCUGGUUUCAAAACAGAAGAAUGAAAUGGAAACGAACGAAAAGUACCUCAAAGCGCUCUAAGAAGAGGGAAUAAACCAUUUGACCGCGGCUAUAUUAUAUGAAGAUAGCUAAAAGAUGCAAGAACUAUACGUUGUUAUAAUGUUAAUUGUAUGGUUAAUUUCUUAUUAAAAAUGAAGUAUUAUGGAAAAAAAAACGCAAAAAUCAGGAGAUAAGGAUAUGUUUAUUAGACAAAUACAUACCUCCGGCACGUAACAUAACAUGUGCGUGCCGAACAUAAAACUAAAAAAUAAUAUUGUAAACUAACACACUAUCUUUGGAAGAAACUAAA
Molecule: messenger RNA, 1270 nt
Organism: Plodia interpunctella (Indianmeal moth)
Lineage: Eukaryota; Metazoa; Arthropoda; Insecta; Lepidoptera; Pyralidae
Product: homeobox protein GBX-2-like
Exons: 3
Coding region: 485-1015 (176 amino acids)
Biological process (GO): positive regulation of transcription by RNA polymerase II
Cellular component (GO): nucleus
Molecular function (GO): DNA-binding transcription factor activity, RNA polymerase II-specific; RNA polymerase II cis-regulatory region sequence-specific DNA binding
Source: RefSeq, a predicted model, not a curated record